Molecule: messenger RNA, 1671 nt
Organism: Heterocephalus glaber (naked mole-rat)
Lineage: Eukaryota; Metazoa; Chordata; Mammalia; Rodentia; Bathyergidae
Source: RefSeq, a predicted model, not a curated record
AUGGAACGGCCGAUCCAUAGGGGCCCGGGCUGGCGGGGCGGGGACAGCGGCCGCCCGGGCUGGGCGGCGGGGCGCCGAGUGCGCAGUGUGCGGACGCUCCCCCUGCAGACACGCGCGGAGGGCCGAGUCCCCCCGUCUGGCGCUCGGCCCCGGGCACGACCCCGCGACUUCAGCGGCCGGUACCUGCUCGCACGGUCGGUGCUCGCCGCCGCCGCCCCGCCCCCCGCGCGCCCGCGACAACCUGACGCGAGCCUGGCUCCGCCCCAGCCUGCGGACCCCAGGAGCGGGGCUACCGGGAGCCCGGGCCCGCCCCCUUGCCAGUCCCCGCGCCCAUUGGUCGCGGUGUCCGGUCCACAGGUUCCUCUCCACCCCCUGCGCCUCGGGCGCCCCGCCCCCUUUGCGGGCUUCUGGUCUCAAACCCAGGUUGACCCAGCGCUCUCUCCCAUUGGUCCGCUACGGCUCCAACCAUUGGCCCGCGGCACCUGUCCAUUUCCUGGGAGAGCGCGGCACCUCCCGGCGGGAGAAGGCUCCGCCUCAUUGGGCGCGCUGGAGGGAAGGUCGCUCCUGGGAGGUAAUACCGAGCUUUCAUUCAGAUCCGAAAGGUCGGAGCGGAGACCACCCCUUUUGUUUGCUCUCCUUUUUCAGUUGAUUCUGAAAUCAGAAUCCUCUUGGAUCCGACUGCACUGGUUCAACCUGGAGGAUCAGCUUCUGCCCCCCAUGCUCCCGCCCCGGGGCCUUCCACCCCCUAUUGGAGCCUCUGAGGUCAGGCCCGUUCCAGUGCUUAUUCCAAGGGCUCUUGGGGCUACACGCCUCGCAUUUACGAAGUCUGCGCAGCUCGCCCUCUCCCCAAUUCCUGCAGGAGAAAAAUUCCAAUGCCAUCGUCGUUUUAGAAUCUAGAAAGGCCGGAGUCCGCCUUCCUGAGGCUUCCCGCUGAGACAAGGAAAGCUGUCUUGAAGUGGGCUUGCUUUCCCUGAAGAGAAUCAACUUUUCUACAAUCCCUGGGUGUCUCUCGCCUGGAAUUGCACCUCGGUCAUGGUGGUGACGUCUGCUGAGCUCAGAGCAAAAACCAAACUCAGGACACUUUAACAUUAAGAAAGAAGAACAUACGGGGCCCCUAGUGUUCUCUGCUUUAAUCCUAUUGUAGCAAAGUCAACUUCCACUAAGAAGAGUUCUCUGUUAUUUCAAACAAGCCAGCGUUUAAGGAUCUCGCCUGAUAGCCACUAAACUGUGCUACCUUCUCCUCUUCGGAACAGGAAUAAAGAAGAUUUAUUUACCAAGAGUUAGUGUUUCUCUAACUAUUUGCUUGUUUAAUUUUUUGUUGGGAUUCAUUAUUAGACAAACGAGCAAUGUGGGGAAAAAAAUAAAAUAAAACCAGGCGGGAGAGCUGGGGCAAGUGCUUAGCACUGGCCUGCAGCCUGCUCAUCCUGAAAGUAGAGGCAAGACUGCAAGAUUGGUGUGGUUUGCCGGUGAAUAUGGCUGCGCUGAACCCUGGGCAUCCGCGUAUUUAAGGUCAUAAAAAAGACAAGUGAAAUGAUACUGUUCAAAAGAGCAGCCAGCCAGGCCAUGUAGCACGCUUGUGAUUCCGGCUACUCAGAAGGCUGAAGCAGGAGGAUCGCAAGAGCAAUGUGAGCAAUCUAGUGACUGAGCAAGACUAUCUCAAAAUAAAAAGGC